This is a messenger RNA of Otolemur garnettii (small-eared galago), 1891 nucleotides long. RefSeq names its product proton-coupled amino acid transporter 1. Bases 195 to 1625 code for a protein of 476 amino acids. The transcript has 11 exons. The record is from RefSeq and is a predicted model, not a curated record. Gene Ontology annotation, biological process: proton transmembrane transport; L-alanine transport; glycine transport. Gene Ontology annotation, cellular component: vacuolar membrane. Gene Ontology annotation, molecular function: glycine transmembrane transporter activity; amino acid:proton symporter activity; L-alanine transmembrane transporter activity. NCBI's taxonomy places the organism in Eukaryota, Metazoa, Chordata, Mammalia, Primates, Galagidae.
AGGCGGAUGGCUAAUGGUCGGUGCUGAAGCAAGGGGGCGAGGGCGGACUGUGUUGAAGCCAGAGCCGGCGCCGGAGGUGGGACCCGAACCAGAGCCGUGAGUCCCUGCGCUGACCUGCUCCGGCUGGUGGCGCUCACCGCCUUCGGCAGGACCCACCUCGCCCUCCUCCGGCCGUAGCAGAUGCUCCAGCUGCCAUGUCCACGCAGAGACUUCGAAACGAAGACUACCAUGACUACAGCUCCACGGACGGGAGCCCGGAGGAGAGCCCAUCAGACGGCCUCAGCAAUCCCACCUCUCCUGGCUCCUACCAGCGCUUUGGGGAAAGCAACAGCACAACAUGGUUCCAGACCUUGAUCCACCUAUUAAAAGGCAACAUUGGCACCGGACUCCUGGGGCUGCCUCUGGCGGUGAAAAAUGCAGGCAUCUUGAUGGGCCCCCUCAGCCUGCUGGUGAUCGGCAUUGUGGCCGUGCACUGCAUGGCCAUCCUGGUGAAAUGUGCUCACCACUUCUGCCACAGACUCAACAAAUCCUUUGUGGACUAUGGGGACACCGUGAUGUAUGGACUGGAAUCCAGCCCCUGCUCCUGGCUCCGGAACCAUGCGCACUGGGGAAGGCACAUUGUGGACUUCUUCCUGAUUGUCACUCAGCUGGGAUUCUGCUGUGUCUAUUUUGUGUUUCUGGCUGACAACUUUAAACAGGUGAUAGAAGCAGCCAAUGGGACCACCAACAACUGUCACAGCAACGAGACAGUGAUUCUGACCCCCACCAUGGACUCGCGGCUCUACAUGCUCUCCUUCCUGCCUUUCCUGGUGCUGCUGGUCUUUGUCCGGAGCCUCCGAGCCCUGUCCAUCUUCUCCCUGCUGGCCAACGUCAGCAUGCUGGUCAGCCUGGUCAUGCUCUACCAGUUCAUCGUUCAGAGGAUCCCAGACCCCUCCCGUCUGCCCCUGGUGGCCCCCUGGAAGACCUACCCUCUCUUCUUUGGCACAGCCAUUUUUGCAUUUGAAGGCAUUGGGAUGGUUCUGCCCCUUGAAAAUAAAAUGAAGGAGCCCCAGAAAUUUCCACUCAUCCUGUAUGUGGGUAUGGCCAUUGUCACCAUCCUCUACAUCAGCCUGGGCUGUCUGGGGUACUUGCAGUUUGGAGCUAACAUCCAAGGCAGCAUAACCCUCAACCUGCCCAACUGCUGGUUGUACCAGUCAGUGAAGCUGCUGUACUCCAUCGGGAUCUUUUUCACCUACGCACUCCAGUUCUACGUCCCGGCUGAGAUCAUCAUUCCUUUCUUUGUGUCCCGCGUGCCCCAGCGCUGCGGGUUAGUGGUAGACCUGUUUGUGCGCACGGUGCUCGUCUGCCUGACAUGUGUCUUGGCCAUCCUCAUCCCCCGCCUGGACCUGGUCAUCUCCCUGGUGGGCUCCGUGAGCAGCAGCGCCCUGGCCCUCAUCAUCCCACCCCUCCUGGAGGUCACCACCUACUACUCAGAGGGCAUAAGCCCCCUCACCAUCACCAAGGACGCCCUGAUCAGCAUCCUGGGCUUCGUGGGCUUUGUGGUGGGGACCUAUGAGGCCCUUAAUGAGCUGAUCCAGCCAACCAAUGCUCCCAUUCUCAUCAAUUCUACCCGCGCCUUUAUAUAAUGAUCCAUGUGCACCUCCGCACUGUCUACCCCACCCCCCAGUAUCUGUCCCCAGAGCUUCAGACCUGGUCCAGGCUCUAGGGAAAGGCAGGGUCACUGUCAGGGAACCCCCCUACGUGGCCCCUAGGCACCUUGGGCCAAGUAAACCUGAGGGCAGGGGAGAGAGUGGGGCACAGACGUGCGGUACAUAACCUUCGUGACAGUGCUGUCAUCCUUCAUUCGUACUUCUUUUAACCCAGAAUUCUUCAAUCCUUUCCCUUGCUCCUU